Salmo salar (Atlantic salmon) is the source of this 2790-nucleotide messenger RNA. RefSeq names its product minichromosome maintenance 8 homologous recombination repair factor (gene mcm8). Gene Ontology annotation, cellular component: MCM complex; nucleus. Gene Ontology annotation, biological process: double-strand break repair via homologous recombination. Gene Ontology annotation, molecular function: ATP hydrolysis activity; single-stranded DNA helicase activity; ATP binding. The record is from RefSeq and is a predicted model, not a curated record. Lineage: Eukaryota; Metazoa; Chordata; Actinopteri; Salmoniformes; Salmonidae.
CCGCUGCAAAGAAGCGGAAGUUGCCUCGAAAUUGCGCCAAAGCUAAAAAAAUAAACAGAACCAUCAUCAACUUAAUACAGAAGCUGUCGUGUUGUUAACCAAAUAUAUGGUUUAUAUAUCUGCUAUAACGUUAGCUAGUUAAGAAUAUCAUUGCACAUUUAGCGUAUGAAAGAAGCGUAACCAAAGAGUAUCUAUUAUUCUGUAAAGUUUGUCUUUAGAAGUGACGUUUGCUUCCCAGCCAAGCAACUCGGGUGUAAGAUGAGUGGAGAGGGUUCUGCUCACGGCUCCCGCAGAGGAGGGCAGAGGGGAGGAGGAGGGGGGGUGGAGGGGAAGACCAUGGAGAGGAAACUCACGCCCCCCCCAGUGCUCAAAGAGGCUCCUCUCAGUCCCGUGUGUCUCAGACCACUCUGGACAGACUCUCUCCCUAUAAAGGCUGGGCCCUCUACUUCACUGAAGGUUUCAUAGAGAGUUCUCCGUAUGUGGAGAAGAUCAAAGUGUUUGAACAGUACUUCACCUCACAGAUACACCUCUAUGACAAAGAUGAGAUUGAGCGUCAGGGCAGUGUGUUGGUGGACUAUAAGGCUCUUGUUGAGGAUAAGAAGGUGUGUAUGGCUCUGCCGGACCUGUCCAAUCAGCUGAGAGAACAACCAGAGACCACCCUCAACUGUCUGGGCCUCGCCAUACACCAGGUUUUGACGAUGGACUUGGAGAGACACGCUGCAGAGUUACAGGGGGAAGGGCUUCCUGGGGGAGCCACACCCAUCAUUAACAUACCCCACAUCAGCGCCAGGUUGUAUAACUAUGAGCCAUUGACAGCCCUGAGGACGCUGCGCGCGAGUGUGUUUGGUCGUUUGGUGUGUGUGAGGGGGACCGUGGUACGUGUCAGCAACAUCAGGCCACUCUGCACACGCUUGGCUUUCACCUGCUCCGGCUGCUCACACACACACACACUCACCCUGCCACAUGGCAAGUUCACCAUGCCCACCAAGUGUGUGCAGCCACAGUGUCGCAGUCAUUCCUUCGUCCCCAACAGGAGCUCCCCUCUCACCCUCACUGUGGACUGGCAGAAUAUCAAGGUCCAGGAGCUGAUUGGAGGAGAGCAGAGGGAGGCAGGGCGGAUCCCUCGGACGGUGGAAUGUCAUCUGACCUCUGACCUCUGUGACAGUGCGGUCCCUGGAGACACUGUUACUAUUACUGGAACAGUCCGAGUCAGCCAAGACGACGGCGGCAGCAGGGGGAAGAAGGAUAAGUGUAUGUUCCUGCUCUACAUUGAGGCCAACUCCGUCAGCAACUCUAAAGGUCAGAAAGUGAAGGAGGCUGGAGGUCAGGGGUCAUCUGGAGGGGAAAGGUCAUCGGGGAUCGAGUUCUCUUUGAAGGAGCUGUACGCCAUCCAGGAAAUACACAGCCAACCUGAUCUACUGAAGCUCAUCGUACACUCCUUGUGUCCAGCCAUCUACGGCCACCUGCUAGUAAAAGCAGGCCUGUCCUUAGCGUUGUUUGGAGGCAGUCAGAAGCAUGCUGAUGAUAAGAACAGGAUCCCCAUCAGAGGAGACCCUCAUAUACUGGUGGUGGGAGACCCUGGCCUGGGGAAGAGUCAGAUGCUACAGGCGGUGUGUAAUGUGGCUCCCAGGGGGAUCUAUGUGUGUGGUAACACUACCAGUACGUCAGGGCUGACCGUCACCCUGUCCAGAGACGCCGGCUCUGGAGACUACGCACUGGAGGCUGGAGCUCUGGUACUAGGAGACCAAGGGCUGUGCUGUAUAGAUGAGUUUGAUAAGCUGGGCCACCAGCAACAAGCGUUACUAGAGGCCAUGGAGCAGCAGACCAUCAGUCUGGCUAAGGCUGGUCUGGUGUGUUCCCUACCUGCUAGGACCUCUGUUAUCGCUGCUGCUAACCCUGCUGGAGGACACUACAACAGGGCCAAGACGGUCUCCGAAAACCUCAAGAUGGGCAGUGCCCUCCUUUCGAGGUUUGACGUGGUCUUCCUCCUAUUGGAUGUUCCUGAUGAGUCACAUGACCGCCGGCUGUCGGAACAUGUCAUGGCCGUCAGGUCAGGGAAGGGAGGGGCUUCAGGUGCCGUGGUUACACGAGGAGACGACCAUCAAUCACAGAGCUCGCUGCUGGAGCCCUCUGACACACCUCUUUCUGACCGGCUGCAGGUGUGUCCAGGGGAGUGUGUAGACCCCAUCCCCCACUCCCUGCUGAGAAAAUAUGUUGGUUAUGCGCGUCGCUACGUUCAUCCCUCGCUCUCUACCGCCGCUGCCCAGACGCUCCAGGACUUCUACCUCUCCCUACGCUCACACACACACCCCGUCGACGGCACACCCAUCACCACACGCCAGCUGGAGUCCCUCAUCCGCCUCACAGAGGCGCGGGCGAAGCUGGAGCUCAGAGAGACAGCCACCAAGAGUGACGCUGAAGACGUAGUGGAGAUCAUGAAACACAGUCUGGCAGAUACCUUCUCUGAUGGUAGUGGAGGUCUGGACUUUGAGCGGUCAGUACUGGGUGUUGGGAUGAGUCAGCGUUCGGCUGCCAAGAGAUUUAUCACUGCGCUCAACACACACGCUCAGCGCACACACACCAUGUUGUACGACCUCACACAGCUACGCAGCCUGGCCAAGGACCUCAACAUACAGGUUGCAGACUUUGAGGGUUUCAUCAGUUCUCUGAAUGAACAGGGCUACCUGCUGAAGAAAGGACACAGACAGUACCAGCUACAGACUAUAUAAUACACAAACAUAAUUUAAAGACCUGCUGUUACUUAUUGCAAUACACAUGUUUUGUAAAUAA